Messenger RNA from Zychaea mexicana, 1181 nucleotides. RefSeq lists its product as uncharacterized. The coding region runs from base 247 to 1110 and encodes 287 amino acids. Gene Ontology annotation, cellular component: nucleolus; U12-type spliceosomal complex. Gene Ontology annotation, biological process: positive regulation of mRNA splicing, via spliceosome. Lineage: Eukaryota; Fungi; Mucoromycota; Mucoromycetes; Mucorales; Lichtheimiaceae. The transcript has 3 exons. Gene Ontology annotation, molecular function: RNA binding. The record is from RefSeq and is a predicted model, not a curated record.
UGUCAGUUAAAAAGCCUUGUACAUGGGUGACAUUCAAUAGUUUGAGCAAAUAAGAACCUUUCUAACUCUUUUAUUUCAUCGUUUUUACUAUGCGCUUGCAGAAGAUUCUUCCGCUAAGUUCCAUAAAAGGAAAUGUCGUGACUCUCAAACUCAGUUAUCGCUUUGAUUAAGACAGGUGGGAGGGGGCGAACCUAUUUCCCACUUUCUAUUGUUAGUGGUUGUAGUUAGUAGUAUUGCGUAUAAGUGAUGGCACAGCAGAUCGAACGAAAUCAAGAAGCCACUGUAUAUAUCGGCAAUCUCGACGAACGAUGCACAGAUUCUUUGGUAUGGGAAUUAAUGUUACAAGCCGGCCCUGUGGUCAACGUACAUUUACCUAAGGAUCGUGUCACACAAACGCAUCAAGGUUAUGGGUUUUGUGAAUUUAUGACUGAAGAAGACGCCGAUUAUGCAAUCCGAAUCAUGAAUCAGAUCCGACUCUACGGCAAACCCAUACGUGUCAAUAAGGCCACCUCGGAUAAAAAGAACUUGGACGUGGGCGCGACACUCUUUAUUGGCAAUCUCGAUCCAGACGUUGACGAAAAACUCUUGUAUGACACAUUCAGCGCAUUUGGCGUUAUUGUACAAACACCCAAAAUCGCACGCGAUCCCGAAACUGGCAAUUUGAAAGGCUUUGGUUUUGUCAGCUUUGAUAACUUUGAAUCGUCCGAUGCCGCUAUCGAUGCCAUGAACAACCAAUAUUUGAUGAACAAGCAAAUCACAGUCUCGUACGCGUUUAAAAAGGACGGCAAAGGCGAACGACACGGUUCGGCUGCGGAACGUUUGUUGGCACAACAGGCACGGAAAAACGUACAGUUACCCAAUCGCUUAUAUGCAGGCGGUCCAGCCAUGGCUCCAGUGGGCGGUGGUGCUUAUGCAGGUCCACCCGGUGCUGCCGCUCCAAUGAAUAUGAUGCCGCCACCUCCACCGCCCGGUAUGCCGCCGCAGGGUAUGGCCUAUAGCAUGCCGCCGCCCGGUGUUCCUGGAGGUUACGGUGUCCCACCAUCAGGCUCAUACGGUCAACAACCACAAAUGGGAGGAUAUCCACAAUACGGUCAACAGGCAUGGCAGUAAAAAGAAAAACCAUACAACAUACGAAAAAAAAGUUAUACGAAACAUAAUAAAAAUGUAACGCAAAAAAAAAA